AAAAGGAAAAUUCAAAGUCAAGUGAUCAUUGUUUAUUUAUUGGAAAGUCGAUUUCCUGUCAGUGUUGAAAAUCGCCAGAAAACCAUAACAAAAUUGUAAAUAUGUGCGGCGGGUUUACGUGCUCGAAAAACGCUCUAAUAGCACUUAACAUGCUGUAUAUAGUUGUUGCUUUUAUACUUAUAGGGGUAGCAGUUUAUGGAAGGGCUGCUUCCUUAGUCACAAAUUUACCAAUUAUAGGCGGCAUUUUGGCAUGUGGAAUUAUUCUUAUCCUCAUAUCAUUAUUGGGGAUGAUGGGGGCAGUCAAACAUCACCAGGUGAUGUUGUUCUUCUAUAUGUUGAUUUUGUUUCUCUUAUUCCUCAUCCAAUUUUCCGUGGCUUGUGCCUGUUUGGGCGUCAAUCAGUCUCAGCAAGAACAGUUGGCCCAGCAGGGAUGGAAUAGAGUGGACAAUGCGACUAGGGCUAAUGUGCAGAAGACAUUCACAUGUUGUGGUUUUGAUGCAGAAGUCGAUAAGCUGCUUCCACAUCCAGAAUGUUUUGAUGUUACAGUAAGAAUGAGAUGUUGUUCAGAUGCUGAGCACAAAGUGUGUGACUGUCCAGGAGGGUGCUUACACAAAUUGCAAAGCACGAUCAGUUACGCAUUUCAACUGUGUGGUUGGAUUGGUUUAUUCUUCAGUUUCACUGAGUUUAUGGGAGUGUUGUUAACCGUACGUUAUCGUAACCAAAAGGAUCCCCGAGCUAACCCAAGUGCUUUCCUAUAGUAUCGUAACAUUCAGGGUCUAGUACAGGAUGGUGGUAGGAAUCUUCUUGACAAAACGUUAUCGUAACCAGCAAGAUCCCGAACAUCUAAAAGCUAUUGCUGUUUUUCCUAGUCACAACACAUUCACCUAUUAGCGCUACAUUACAUUCCUUCUAGUCAUUAUUCUAUGGGAGCAUCAGGAACUAACCGGGACAUGUACCUUUACAGAUACAGUUUUUCCAUUCCCUGUAAUUGUUGCGCUCCCAUAAUUUAGUUGCGAACAAAUUGAUGUACAUUUUUUUUUAUAACUGUAGGUGCAAUUAUAUAAACGCAAACAGUGGAAUCCACUGCCAGUGGCCAUUUUACCAAAGACUUUAUCUAUACAACUGUAUAUUGAUUUAAUUUUUUUUGAACUGAUACGUUUGUGAUGUCUUAUUUGUUAGUUCAAUUGUCUACUCCUUUCCUUCCACUUCUUCCAGUACUUUAAUGAUCAUUAAUAUGUUCAGGGGUGCUUUAUCUCAUAAUAUACACUUUAUAUUUA
Molecule: messenger RNA, 1277 nt
Organism: Dendroctonus ponderosae (mountain pine beetle)
Lineage: Eukaryota; Metazoa; Arthropoda; Insecta; Coleoptera; Curculionidae
Product: tetraspanin-31
Exons: 7
Coding region: 102-758 (218 amino acids)
Cellular component (GO): membrane
Source: RefSeq, a predicted model, not a curated record